Schistosoma guineensis is the source of this 3585-nucleotide messenger RNA. The record is from the annotation of a GenBank genome assembly. Lineage: Eukaryota; Metazoa; Platyhelminthes; Trematoda; Strigeidida; Schistosomatidae.
AUGAUAGAAACCAUGGGAGAUUUUUCAAGUAUUGAUAGAUCAGAAUUAACUGAAUCUUCAAAUAUGUAUUUAGAACUCAACAAUGAACCACAAUUUCAUCCAUUAUGGUGCAUUUUACCAUCAAAAAAUGGUACUAACAAUCAUAUACCAUAUUCCACACCAUGUAAAGAGAACCACCGAAAUAAUUCAGAACCAACUGAUAACAGGAGUUAUAAAAAUAAUUCUGUUCCACGAAUCUCUGAUGUAAAUACUUUGGAUAAUUGUGAAAAAACAGUUCAAUCGAUCAGUAUAAAUUUAUCUCUUGCACAAAAUAAGUCUUUUUCAUUGUGUACUUCAAAUGACGGAAAUAUUCCCAAUACGAGAGUGCACAAGCUGGAUGACACAAAACUGCAUCAGGGUAACGGAAUAUCAGAAAUGACUACAAAACAAACAAUCAAUAGUUCCGAAAUCCCUGUUAUACAAAACAUAAUAUCACCACAAUUUCCAACAAACGAAUUUGCCACAACACCUAUUGAAUCACAACAAUAUGAUAUAAAUAAUUGUCAGAUCAGUUCUUUGAAUCGAAUGAAUGGUCUGACAAAAACAACUACAACUGACCAAUCAGACAGACAGCAGAAUAUGAGUACUGAAGAAGUAUUCCCAGAACGACACCGUUCUGCUCAAGGUUCCUACCAGGAGGAACCAUUUAUAAAUACAGAUUGCUGUUCAAGAUUUGAUGUAUCUGGUGUAGAUCUUAAACAAGCGUCAGCUAUUGUAAAUACGGUACAUACAGUGAACGGAGUACAACAAUACACAGAAACAAACAGCGACAACUGCUUAUUAAAGCAUAAUCAUUCAUACGGCACCAGCGAUUACAAAGGUAAUCCAAAUCAAUAUUCAUGUCCUCAACCAGAAUUAAAUAUAAGCGCCGGCUAUCCGAUUACGUCUAUUCAUAAUACUACAGAAGAACAUGCUUCACUUGAGAUUAGCUCUGAAACACAAAGAGCAUUGGAAUCAUCGAAUAGUACACCUCCAUCAACUGAAAAAACCGAUAAUCAUUGUCAAGAAAAAUCUAAUUUAUUGCUUACUCCGUCUCACCAUUCUCCCUUAACCAAAACUACAUUAAAUAAUCAAAUGAUUAAUUCUAACUGGACAAAAAGCGGUCAGUGGAAUACCGACUGUUCAGUAUCUAAUCACCAAGCAAAUGAGCGCCAAAAUUCCUAUUGUUUUGAAAAAGAUACAAAUGAACAUGUAUUUUUAGACUAUAAUGAUGCAAAUUCAACUGUUAUACAAUCCCCUGAUGCUUUUACAGAUGAUCAAACAGGUCAUUCCAUAGUUAGUAGUGAUGCACAAUCAUCUGGUGAUGAGUCGGAUGAAGGAAUGAGUUUAGUUAAUUUCGAACACUUCACAAAUUCAAUGCAACCAAAUCAUGCUGGUUUAUAUUUCUGUCAUUUAUGUGAUUUUGCAGGAAGUGGUAGACAAGAAUUUCAAGACCAUUUAUUAUCACAUUAUGAUUAUAAAUGUUUAAAAUGUGAUUACACUUCACGUACAGAAGGUCGUUUAAAACGUCAUAUGAAAGAUUUUCAUUCCGAUGUACCGCCGGAAAAUUUCUCUGGUAAAACAAUCAGAUCUAUACGUUCAAAAUUGCAACGAUGCAAACAAUGUGAUUUUGUCACAGAUACAAAGGAUGAAUUUUGGCGUCAUUUACGUAUCCAUAUUAAAGAAGAUAAACGGUUAGAAUGUCAUUUAUGCUGUUUUAUAACAGAAUAUAAACAUCAUUUAGAAUAUCAUAUGCGUAAUCAUAUGGGAUCUAAACCCUAUAAAUGUCCAAAGUGUAAUUAUGAAUGUGUCAAUAAGUCAAUGUUAAAUAGUCAUAUGAAAUCUCAUUCAAACGUUUAUCCAUAUCGUUGUGCAAAUUGUAAUUAUGCUACAAAAUAUUGUCAUAGUUUAAAAUUACACCUUACAAAGCAUGAACAUAAGCCAGCUGUAGUUUUAAAUUCUGAUGGAAGUCUACCACCCUAUGAUAAUACAGUAGAAUUAAUGAAUGUGAAACGUGGACCGAAUAUUCGACAUGGUAAUUCAAAAUCACACUGCAAACGCCGUAAUUCAUCAGAAUCAACAAAAAAUAGAAUGAAAGGGUCGUCAGCAUUAAAAUGUAUCAAUGAAAAAGCUACACAUGUUAGUACAACAUCUAAAUGUUCAACAAGUGAAAAUACAACUCCAAAUAAAGAAUAUCAAAAUCAAACUAUGGAAAAUGCAAAUUCCAUGAAUAUACCCAUGAAUGUAAAUUGUAAUUCAUCAUUUAAUACAAGCCAGUCAGUGUCUGGAUUCAAAACAUUCGUAACGACAGAAUCAAAUAACAUUUCAUUUUCAAAUUCAACUUUAAGUACACCUAUACUAUUUCCAACCUUUACUAGUGCAAAUAAUAUUCCGGUGAAGUUCAUGGAAACAGUUAAUUCCAUAACAUCAGACUCAAUACCAAUUAUUAAUUCUAUUAGUGAUUCAUCAAUUACUAGUAAUAAUACAAUUAUGAAUUCCUAUUCAAAUCCAACAGGUUGUAAUUCAAAUGAAAUUGAAGGACAAUGUGUAACUGUAACUUCUGAUCCAUUUUUAAAUUAUUCCGUUUCUGCAUAUUCAUCAAUGGUAGCUUUUAUGGCUGCAAUGCAAUGUGGUGAUUUUAGUCGAGCUCAUUUAAUUUCAUCUAGUUCAACAAAUUUAACAGAAUUCACUGAUUUAAAUUUUACACCAUCUAAUUCUCUUUGUACAACAGAUAGUUCUAAUACAAUAUCAUCCGUUGAAUGUUGUAAUAAUCAAGUAGUAACUUCUAUAACAUCAUCCAAUUGUAGUAAAUAUAUACAAGCAAAUGAAUUGAAUAAUACUAUUUCAAACGUUUCUGAAAUAAAUUAUCCAAUAAUUAAUUCAUUUAAUUUAAAUACAAAUACCAAAAUUACUCAUUCAAUAAAUGAAUUAAAUCAUUCGUCAAUUUGUUCAUCAUCUACUACUUCUAAUAUGUUUACUACAUCUAAUAAACAUCAAUUUCUUCAAGAAAAAGAAAUCCUACAACAAGAAUCAAUGGAAAUCAUUGAAACCAGUGAAACAUCAUGUAGGAACUUAGAAAAAACAAAAAUGAUCAUAUCAAAUAAACCUGUAUGUAAUGAUUUUGAAUCAGCUUUAGAUUUAUCCUCUGCAUCAUGUAUUAAACAAAUUAUAAGCUGUGAUAAAUUUCAUAGACCAAACACUUCUGAAGAUAAUGAACAAAAUUUUCAAAUUAUCAAACGUGAAAAAAACAAUAAAAAAUCGUACAUAAAAGAGUCACAAACUGUUAAGUCGUCAAUCAUAUCAUCAUCAUCAUCAUCAUCAACAACAACAACAACCUUAAUGGAUGAUAGUUUGAAUAAUAAUAAUAAUAAUAAUAAUAAAGAUUCAUCAGACUUCACUCAUGAAUGUCGAUUUUGUGAAAUACGCUUUCGUCAACGUACUCUAUAUGAUAUACAUAUGGGAUUUCAUAGUCAUUCUGAUCCUUAUUUAUGCAAUCGUUGUGGUCAUCAAAGUAAUGAUUCUGUUGAAUUCUUUACUCAUCUUGGAGAAGAAGCACAUUAUUCAUAA